Molecule: messenger RNA, 1222 nt
Organism: Solanum dulcamara
Lineage: Eukaryota; Viridiplantae; Streptophyta; Magnoliopsida; Solanales; Solanaceae
Exons: 8
Coding region: 109-975 (288 amino acids)
Biological process (GO): exonucleolytic trimming to generate mature 3'-end of 5.8S rRNA from tricistronic rRNA transcript (SSU-rRNA, 5.8S rRNA, LSU-rRNA); TRAMP-dependent tRNA surveillance pathway; nuclear mRNA surveillance
Cellular component (GO): cytoplasmic exosome (RNase complex); nuclear exosome (RNase complex)
Source: RefSeq, a predicted model, not a curated record
AGAUUAUUCUUCAAAUUAUCGGCUUCUUCUCCGGCGAGAGUCACGAUUCUCCGGCUGCUGCAAAACUCUAAACUCUCCAUAUUUUCCGGCAGAUAAAAUCAAACUUAGAUGGUAGGGCUAUCUGUUGGAGAAAAGAACUUUAUUAAGGGUGGUAUUGCCCAGGAUCUACGCAAUGAUGGUAGAAAACGGCUAACUUAUCGACCAAUUUAUGUGGAAACAGGUGUUAUUCCUCAGGCAAAUGGAUCUGCAAAAGUCAAGUUGGGUGCAACUGAUGUUAUUGCCAGUGUCAAGGCGGAACUUGGAAAACCAAGUUUAUCUCAUCCUGACCAUGGAAAGGUUUUUAUUUACGUAGAGUGCAGUCCCACAGCAGAGCCAUCAUUUGAGGGCAGAGGAGGUGAGGAAUUGUCCACAGAGCUCUCGACAGCACUUGAGCGGAGUCUCUUGGGUGGUAAAAGUGGAGCAGGGGCUGGAAUUGAUCCGGCGUCUCUCUUGAUCAAAGAAGGAAAGGUAUGCUGGGAUCUGUAUGUCGAUUGCCUUGUCAUUAGCUCGGAUGGAAAUCUGCUGGACGCUCUAGGUGCUGCAAUCAAGGCAGCACUGAGCAAUACUGGUAUUCCGAGAGUUCAGUUUCGUGAAGCUGCUUCAUCAGAUGAGCACGCAGAUGUGGAUGUUAGUGAUGAAGAAUUUCUGCAAUUCGACACCAGUGGAGUACCUGUCAUAGUUACUUUGACAAAGGUCGGAAGGCACUACAUUGUCGAUGCAACUUCAGAGGAGGAAUCCCUAAUGAGCUCAGCUGUUUCUAUUUCUGUUAAUAGACAUGGACUAAUAUGUGGAUUGACUAAACGAGGAGGUGCAGGGUUGGACCCUAGCGUCAUACUUGACAUGAUAUCUGUUGCGAAACAUGUAAGUGAGCAGCUAAUAAACAAACUUGAUUCGGAGAUAGAAGCCGCGGAAAGAGCAAAUGAAGAGGAACCAUGACAUAGCUCAAGAAUUACCUAUAUAUUGUUGUUCAUGUUAUCAUUUGUAAGAGUUAGACUUUUAGGACCCUUCAGAGAGUACAUGAAGUUUUUCAAUUUAGUUUUGAAGCAAUUUGGAGUCUAUUGUUUUGUUGAUCAAUCGUCGAUGCUUAUAUACUGUUUCAUUUAUUAAAUGAUCUGGUGUAUACUGUUUUGAUUGAAAAUGAUCUUCAAGAUCUUUAUAAAGUAGGGAUAAGGUCUACGUAACA